AUGCUGAGACAGCUUUCCGUCGUGCGGCGCUGCCUACGACUGCGCAACAUCUACCAAUCUCACCCCUCACUCCCGCACUUCAGGUACUGUGCCCAAGCAGCGAACGAGAGCACUCCCCCCCCUCCCACGCGCACCACCGAUCUAUCCUCGCCACGCCAUUCUCCGCAGCCUCCUGCACCGACGAUCGCUCCGAACGUGAAGAAUGUGAAAUGGGAAGUUACAGCUGUAGACGACGGCUCCCGCCUUGAUCGCUUCAUUAAACGCCGUGCACCAGGAGUACCACCUGGACUCAUCCAACGUCUCAUUCGCAAGCGCUCCAUCAUGGUGCAGUCAAUCCCAGCAAUCCGCAACGCACAUCCGGUUCGAACUGGAGAUGUCGUCACCUUCCCGGGGCACAUAAAGCUGGGCCUAUCUCGAGGGAAGAGAAAGCCGCAACCAGAUGAUAUUUCCCUUGCAGAGUCGGCGAUUGUGAAGCACUGGGUCUUACAUCGGGAUGCACGAUGUGUCGUUCUCAAUAAGCCCGCAGGCUUGCCCACGCAGGGAGGCUCUUCAGUAGGUACCAGGCAUUUGGAGGCUCUCUUGCCUGGCAUUGGCGAGGGUAGGUACUGGCUUGUCCAUCGUUUAGAUAAGGAAGUCGGUGGCGCUAUAGUUGUCGCACGCGAUGUCGGAGCUGCAGGCUUGCUCGCAGAGCAUUUUCGAGGAAGGCUUGUCCGAAAGACAUAUUGGGCGUUGGUGGAGGGUUCCGUGAAAGACAAAACAGGCUUUAUUGACCUCCCCAUAGAUGGGAAGAGAGCAAGGACUGACUACAGAGUAAUCCAGAGCUUGGACAAAAAGUUUGUUUGGUUGGAACUCAGCCCUAGGACCGGAAGAAAGCAUCAGCUGCGGAUUCAUUGCGCUGACGGCCUCGGGACCCCGAUUGUAGGCGACGGCAAGUACGGACACGGCGGGCCCGAAGGUCUGGAUGGGCAGAAUGUAGAUGGUGGGUUACUAUCUCUCAUGAAUCCUGGGCUGCAUUUGUUUUCAAGAGAGAUACAGUUUCCAAAGUUAACACAGCAUAUGUCUGGCGGCGGGAAGCGAUCAAAGAGGACAGCUGGGAGCGAUGGAACUGGCUUUCCAACAAUCACGGCUAGGGCUCCGCUUCCGCCGCACAUGAAGGAUACAUGGAAACGAUUUGGACUUGAAGAACACUUUGCGGCAUGA
Molecule: messenger RNA, 1200 nt
Organism: Chondrus crispus (carragheen)
Lineage: Eukaryota; Rhodophyta; Florideophyceae; Gigartinales; Gigartinaceae
Exons: 1
Coding region: 1-1200 (399 amino acids)
Biological process (GO): pseudouridine synthesis
Molecular function (GO): RNA binding; pseudouridine synthase activity
Source: RefSeq, a predicted model, not a curated record